Molecule: messenger RNA, 351 nt
Organism: Beauveria bassiana ARSEF 2860
Lineage: Eukaryota; Fungi; Ascomycota; Sordariomycetes; Hypocreales; Cordycipitaceae
Exons: 2
Coding region: 1-351 (116 amino acids)
Source: RefSeq, a predicted model, not a curated record
AUGGCGCCCUUGAUCAACACUACGCUGCAACGCUAUUCCCUCUUCAAAUGCCAAGCGCGCGGCAUCAUCUACAACGUCAUUGGGCCCGUCAACAGCGGCGCAAUGCAGUAUGAGACCAAGCCCACCUACGUCCAUCCGUCAAAGUCCAUGACCUUUGUCGACAUGCGCGCACUCGGGAAAAUCUCGAGCGACGAUUUGCCGCGGAUGGACGAUAUUUGCAGGGGCAACCAGCCGCCGAUUAGGCAAAUGUGCGACGGAGAGCUCCUCUACCCCGAUGUUCUGCUGCGACGCUGCCAGGAGUGGACAAAGGAGACGAUUGAGCUUUUGAAAGAGGCAGAUGUUCUUGUGUAG